Molecule: messenger RNA, 1426 nt
Organism: Elaeis guineensis (African oil palm)
Lineage: Eukaryota; Viridiplantae; Streptophyta; Magnoliopsida; Arecales; Arecaceae
Biological process (GO): carbohydrate metabolic process
Molecular function (GO): undecaprenyldiphospho-muramoylpentapeptide beta-N-acetylglucosaminyltransferase activity
Source: RefSeq, a predicted model, not a curated record
CCGAUGGCCGCCACCGCCGCUUCCCCUCCCCUCCCCUUUUCCAAAUUGCCAAAAUACGCCUCCCUUCCUCCACCAAAGAGAUCCCGUCGAACCGUCGCGGCGGUGUCCCGCGGCGGCGACGCCCCUGACCUCCGGGUGGUCUUCGCCGGCGGGGGCUCGGGGGGCCACAUAUAUCCCGCCCUCGCAAUCGCCGAUGGGAUCCGAGCCGCCUGCCCGGGAACCCGCAUUGUCUUCCUCGGUACCGGCACUGGCAUGGAGCGCGACCUCGUCCCCGCCGCCGGCUACGAGUUCCUCCCGGUCCCCAAGUCCCGCCUGGUCCGUCCCUUCCUCUCCCCACAGAACCUCCUCCUACCCCUCGCCCUCCUCCGCUCCAUCUUUGCCAGCUGGAAUCUCCUCCGCUCCCUCCGCCCCCACCUCGUCGUCGGAACCGGUGCCUACGUCUCCGCCCCGGUGUGCUUCGCCGCCGUUCUCGCGGGGCUAAAGCUCGUCAUCCAGGAGCAGAAUUGCUACCCCGGGAUCACCAAUAGGAUCCUCGGGCCGUACGCCGAGAAGAUCUUUAUCGCUUUCAAUUCUUGCCUCAAAUACUUCCCUACGGAGAAGUGUAUUGUUGCUGGGAAUCCAAUUAGGCUUUCGAUCGGCCAUGGGGUGUCCAAGGCUAAGGCAAGAUCACGUUUUUUUCCAGAGUCGGGGGAGGGUAGAGCCCAGGCGGUGCUCGUUCUUGGGGGAUCGACGGGGGCCAAUGCCCUAAAUGUCGUGUUCUUGGAGACGUAUCACAAGAUGCUGGUGGAUCAUGAGGACAGGUAUAUUAUUUGGCAGACGGGGGCCGAGUGGUACAACGAGACCAAGAGCCUCGUCAAGAGUCACAGUAGAUUGCUGCUAGCACCGUUUUUGGAUGCAAUGGAUUUGGCUUAUGCAGCUGCUGAUGUUGUUGUUUCUCGAGCUGGAGCAAUGACCUGCACUGAGAUCUUGACAACUGGGAAACCCUCUGUUUUGAUACCAUCACCAACUGCUGCAGAUGAUCAUCAAACAAAGAAUGCUUAUAUUAUGGCAGAUCUAGCAGGAUCAAAGGUCCUAACAGAAGAAGAGCUUGAUUCCAAUUUGCUUGAAGACACAAUUAAUGAAGUCUUAGGGGAUGAGAGCUUGAUGGCAGAGAUGUCUGAGAAGGCAAGGAGAGCUGCAAGGCCCAAUGCUUCUUCAUAUAUUGCCAAAUGUAUUCUUUCCCUUGUUGAGCAAUCCUCUGCAGAUCUUGAAUAAACUACAUCAGAAUAGUUUCCAUAUUUUCAAAGGACUUAAAUGAUUUUUGCUCUUUUAUUCAUUAUUUUCCUUUGUUUAUUAAUGUAGGGGAAAUAACUGUAUUGAGAUGAGUUUUGCCGUGUAGUAAGGUUUUACAAUUGAGCUUUAAGAGUAAUAUAAUUAUUUUGGAGCC